AUGGAUAACAGUGAUGAAAUCGAGUUGGUUUCCGGUCGACCUCCACCCCAGAGUCCUUCAGAGGGAACUUCCACCAUACCCCAGGCUACUCAAACACCGCUCCGUGCAACGAGCAAUCACAUUCUACCACCAGGGUAUGUGCCAAACUACAGCCUCCAUGCUGCCCCUGGUACCUCUAACAUGCGACCUCCAGUCGCACCAGUCAGGAACACCCCUCACGUCGUGUCUGGCGCACUGGUAUAUACAAUCCUGCCACCACCUCCUGUGAUGAGGCCAAACAAUGAGCCACCAUCUCAUGCUUAUGAUGGCUCAUACUAUUCUCCAAAUAUGGCUUUUGGAGUCUCGUCUCCAUACAAUCAGACUCCUCAGUACGAGUCACUAGUGGAAAAUGAAAAGCCUGCCACGACGGUUGAGCCAGAUGAGAUGAACAUGAUGUCUGCGAUGGGUAGACCUUUUGCAGAAGCAAUCAAAAUAGGGGAGAUGGUCGAAAAUGGCCUCAAGACUGGCAGAAUUGUAAGUCAAGCUGCUCUCAAGGCUACCACCCAAGCUAUUCAAAAUGGGUCGGGAGGUUUGGCAAAUAGAAAGAAGAGAUAUGAAGGGUCCAUGAUGAUUUCGAGAUCUAGGGAAGUUCAAAGAGGGGCAUCGCACCCUUAUGUGCAAGUUCAGCACGGACAAUCCAGCUAUCCUCAACAUUACUAUCCCCCGCCAAUUCCUCAAUACUCUGUACGGGCACCAGCUCCAAGGGCCCCCCGACCUCAACAACAAAAUUUUCGGGCACCCUACAAUGCUCGUCCCAGGCAGGAUUAUGGUCGAGAGCAGAGGGCGGCAGAAAAAUUCACUCCAUUGGCCGAAUCAUACUCUAGUCUAUUCCAAAAACUGAAGCAAAUGGGCGUGAUUGGACCCAUCGCUCCCCACCAUAUGCAUCCUGAUUCACAUGGAUUUCAAGCAAAUGCCAGAUGUGAGUAUAAUUCAGGUGCCCCGGGGCAUAGCACUGAUGACUGUUGGACUCUGAAAAGAGCCAAAGAGAGACUCAUUUCUGAAAAAUUAAUUGUAGUGACAAAUGGCGAAGACCCUCCUAAUGUGACAAACAACCUGUUGCCAGCACACAAUGAUGUUCAUUUUGUGGGAAUGAUUGGCCGAGAUCAAGAAUACAAGCCGGUCGAUCGAGCAAAAAUGACAGUGGGUGCAAUUCAAGAAGGAACUGGUCUGGAAGUAAGUCCCAGCCGAGAUGUGCCAUUGAUUGUGAAAGGCGCCCAGAGCUCAAACAAGGAAACUUUAUUUGUUCCAAAAAUCUUGAGGUUGGAAGUUCACUCCAGUGUUCCAAGCCCAAGGUUAUAUGUACUUGGAGGCCACCCUGUCACAAGGCAGAAGCAGGGAGGUUCGAAAGGUAUAACAGAGCCGAUCAUAAUUAAACCUGCCAUGCAACCCCCUGUGACCAACACAAAAACCACUCCUUGGAACUACAACAAAACUGUGAUGACCUACAAAGGCAAGGAAAUCAUAGAGGAAGUGGGGGAAACUGGAGGUUUGACUCGAUCGGGGAGAUGUUACUCUCCAGAAGUGUUGAGGAAGGCCAUGAAAAUCAGAGAAGGCCAAUUGCCAAUAAAGAAACCAGUCACCGAAGCAGAGGCGGAAGAGUUUUUGAAAAAGAUGAAAGUUCAGGAUUACUCAAUCAUUGACCAGCUAAGAAAGACUCCUGCCCAAAUCUCUCCAGUAUCUCUGCUCAUACUUUCCAAAGAGCAUGCCCAUGUACGAAUCAAGGUCCUGAACGAGGCACAAAUCUCAGAGGCGACCACAGUAAAUCAGUUAGAGAAAAUCGCCAACAGAUUUUUUGAGGUGAACAGAAUCUCCUUUACUGAUGAUGAACCUCCCGAGUAG
Messenger RNA from Nicotiana attenuata, 1878 nucleotides. RefSeq lists its product as uncharacterized. The record is from RefSeq and is a predicted model, not a curated record. The transcript is spliced from 4 exons. The coding region runs from base 1 to 1878 and encodes 625 amino acids. Lineage: Eukaryota; Viridiplantae; Streptophyta; Magnoliopsida; Solanales; Solanaceae.